Molecule: messenger RNA, 147 nt
Organism: Cetraspora pellucida
Lineage: Eukaryota; Fungi; Glomeromycota; Glomeromycetes; Diversisporales; Gigasporaceae
Source: the annotation of a GenBank genome assembly
AUGAAAGAAGUAGAAAGAUCCAUUAGAAUUAUGCAAGAACCACAAGAGAAGCUGAAAGAUUCACCACAAUCGAAAAAAAGAGAAAUCAGUAAGACCACAAGAGAAGCCGAAAAAUUUACCACAAUUGAAAAAAAGAGAAAUCAGUAA